AUGCUUCCCAUCGUUUGCUUCAAUAGAGUGCUUCUACCUGUUUGUAUAAUGCUUCUCGCCCAGCUAUAUAAGAUCGCCAAUGCCCAUCUCAAUUGUCCUCUGCUUCAACCUCUUUAUCGUUCUGCUAUCAAGUCAAAAGCACGAUUCCGACUUCACCUACACAUAACCAAAACCUCCAAGGGACCUCCGACAAUACUAGGAAUCUAUCUAAAGAAGCAAGUCCCCAGUAGCAUCAUCGCGAUGUCUUCCCAUGAAAGUCAGGCCGAAAAGGUUCGCCAGGACCGCGAGCUUGCUCGCCAGAAGGAGCCUCCCGCCACAUGCGAUGUAGCGGUGAUUCGAAAUGCUGUCGAGCAGCUUGACCCGGAAAAGCGCAAAGGGUCGGAGGCGAAUGAGUCGAAGGAGAAGAGCCAUGAUGGCAAAGAAAAGGGGAAGAAGUGA
Messenger RNA from Fusarium coffeatum, 438 nucleotides. RefSeq lists its product as uncharacterized. The transcript has 2 exons. The record is from RefSeq and is a predicted model, not a curated record. NCBI's taxonomy places the organism in Eukaryota, Fungi, Ascomycota, Sordariomycetes, Hypocreales, Nectriaceae. The coding region runs from base 1 to 438 and encodes 145 amino acids.